Molecule: messenger RNA, 573 nt
Organism: Peronospora matthiolae
Lineage: Eukaryota; Oomycota; Peronosporomycetes; Peronosporales; Peronosporaceae
Source: the annotation of a GenBank genome assembly
AUGUGCCGCGUCGUACUGCUCAACCAGACACAGUACGUCAACCAUCAGUUGGGAGCGGGGCUCCCAGGUAUCCCAGGACGCGCGGCUAUCCCCCGCGCCACCGGACGAGAUAACUCGUCCGACGUCCGUUCACGUCGCGGUGGUUCAACAGCUGCUCAACUAGAUAGCGCUGGCCACCGCGAGAGUCCUCUAAUGGAGGUGGAGGAGGAGGAAAGACGCUCUCCACACGAUCAUGUGGAUCGGUGUGUUCCCGAGAGCUUCUUUGAUCGCGUAACGCAAGGGUUACGCGGUGAUCUCGAACAUGAGCGGGACAGGCGUCUCCAAAUGGCGGAAACUGUCUUGAAGCAUCGAGCUGAGUUUGCCUUUGCUCAGCUUGAGAACGAGAGAGCUCUGACGUCUCUGCGUGACGAGCUAAGGGUAGCUCGUGGGGAUGUUGAGCGGUCUCAAGCUGAGACAACUGCUUUUCAGAUCCUUGUCGAUGCCCACCAUCGGGAGCACAAGGCUCUCUGCGAGAUGCUUGAGCGCAAGGGCGUUCUUCAUCGGAAGAAGCAGCGUACUGAUGGUACGGCUUAA